AUGCUCAACAAUAAUCAGCAAUCUAUGGAUUUGAAUCAGCUCAUCCAAACUGUUCAACAACAACAGCAACAACUGGUCUCUCUCACCGAGCGAGUACAGCAACAUGACAAUCUCCUUGCUCGCCUGGACCUUUUGGAAAAGGAAAAUGGAGAAUUGAAAAAUCAGUUACAGGCCAAGGACCUUGCAAUUGAAAAAUUACAGGGCCAACUCUCAUCCCGCCGCACCAAUCAAGGUGCUCAAUCCAGCUCUCAGGUAACACCAACCCAAGAGCUUGUUACUAUUCACCAACCCGAUGCUACUCAAGGUAGCUACGCAUCUGCUGCCCGUAAAGGUGCCCAACAUCGUGACCCUGCCCGUACUACCAAACGACGUCUUGCUGCAGGUCGUAUGUUCCAAACCGCCACCACCAAAGGUCAACAAGGAUACCAGUAUGUGUAUCUAGGCCGCUCUGGUAAAAUCCUGCGCUCUGAGGUUCGUUACCAACUUCGCCGAGCUGGUAUUGAUACUGGCCGUGUGUUAGACAUCUGUUUCCCUGCCACUGGCGUCAUUGGCAUCUUGCUCCACAUCCAAUAUGUAGAGGAGUUUCUCGCCUGUAUGCGCAAAUGUGAAGCUGAUCACAUUGAAAACUUUCAACCCUUGGAUCCCAACAACAUUGCUGAUCCCAAAUAUGCUGAUCUUGCCAUUGAAGAGCGUGAGCAAUUGAUCUAUGAAUUCACCAACACCCGUGCUCUGCAAACCCUCUCUUUCCUUCGUCCACUCAACGUUAGUGGCGUUGGCAAAUACUUUGUCUCUGCUGGCUGGAUCUCUCAAGAAGAGCUAGAUAUAGCCGUCUCUGAAGCUAUCGGUCGUCUUGCCGAGAAGGAGCCCAAAAAGGCUAAAUUCUUGUUCAAGCCUACUAGUCAUACUCCCAAUAACAACCCAGUCCACUCCUUUCAAGUCUCUCUCUCCCUUUGGAAUGCCAAUGGUCUACGUCAAUCAACGGUACAUGAUGUUCUCCAUCAUGUUCAGAACACUCAUGUACUGCUUGUCACUGAAACCUGGCUAACCUCUGGUUCUUUCCCUACUAACUGGUCUCAAUUCCACCUCUAUGGCUCUAAAGUACCUGGUGCAUUUAACCGUGGUUCUGGUGGCAUUACUGCCUUUGUCUCUCCUUCCUGUCCUUUCUCUGUCUCUCAACUUCCGUCUUACAAUGCACACACUUUGUCCCUUAAGGUUGGCACCCUUACAGUUCAUUGUGUGUAUCUGCCUCCACCCUUAUCUUCGGAUAAGGUGCUCUCGCUUCUUCGCUCGUUACCCGUAACCAGUGAUACCAUCCUUUGUGGUGAUUUCAAUGCUCGCUUUGGAUCUCUACUGGGUGAUACUAAUGCUAAUCCUCGUGGUACCUCACUACUUCCAUGGCUGGAGGAGUCCUCUUUUUCCAUUCUCAAUGAGUCUUUAGCAUUUGGUACACCCACAUUCACAACUUUUCGACGUCAACAAGAGGUUCAUAGCAUCAUUGAUCUGUUUCUUACAAACAUUGGCGAGGCUGCUCUGUUACAUCCUCAACUGGUGGUUGAAUCUGAUCUGUCUCUUGGCUCUGAUCAUCGGCUGAUGGUACUUACUUUCGAGUAUGUGCCCCCUCCUGAUGAUACUCUUGGUUCUGGUAGCUCUGGUGGUUUGGCCCCUAGACGGCAAUGGAAGCUCUCGAAAUUGAGGAAAAAGCGGCCUUUGGGCUUGCUUCGUGAAUCCUUUCGAUCUUCUGUUGCUCCUUUGGUUGGUUCUCUCUCUGGUUUGGUGUCUGCUCCUCCUGGUGUUUGUCCAGAUAUUGAUGCACUCAACGAUUCUUUGAAUCAAUGUUUGUAUGAAUCUCUGGAUAGCUCAAUUGGUGUGAAAUCUGGUCGUCCUGGCCACUGGAAAAAGUACUGGACACAGGAAAUUGAGGAUGCUGCUCGUGAAAGAGAUACUAUGUAUAGUAGAUGGAGGUGGGCAAGUCGUUUUGCCAAAGUCGAAACAUGGAAUCUCUAUCAAGCUGCUCACAGGCGUUUUCGUUCUCUUGUACAAGCUGCUAAGCGUCGAUCGUGGAGUCAGUUUUGCUCUGAUUUGGAAAAGGAUUUUUCGAAAGCUACUGCCGCAAUCAAGCGCAUUAAAAGAAACAAGGAAUGCUCUGCAACGUACAGUCAUCCAGACGGUCCAACUGCCUCUGUCAACACAAUGGCGUCCCAUCUUGCCUCAGUCUAUGAUGGCUCCUUGUUGAAUAAUGCGUCUCGCCCUACUGCUCCCCAAGUGAACACCUCUGAUUUGCCUUACGCUGUGCCUACUGAUCUGUCUCUGUUUGAUGCUGAUAUACUUGUAUCUCUCAUUAAGCGUUUGCCAAAUGGGAAAGCUCCUGGCCCUGAUCAUCUGAAAGCUGAAAUGCUCAAGGCUUUAGCAUCUGACAUUGCACCCGUAUUGUCUCUGCUCUUUACACUCUGCUCUCAGUGGUCGUAUACACCAGCUCUAUGGCGACAUGCUCAAGUCUUUCCCAUUUACAAGAAAGGUGAUGUAUCUGAUCCUGCAAACUUUCGUCCAAUUUCGCUCACUUCGGUGAUGCGUAAAUUGUUCGAAUUCUCUCUGAUGCCUGCUCUCGAUGAGCAUUCACUGGCACUGGAUGUUGCUCAAGGUGGUUUUCGCCCACAGCGUAGUCCUCUGGAUCAAGCCCUCUGUUUACAUGACUUGAUGCACGACUACUUCCUCACCCACCAUCACUAUCCUGUGGUUGCUUUCCUGGACAUCAAAUCAGCGUAUGAUACGGUGGAUCGUCGAGUGAUUUGGGAUGCUCUCUCUCGUUCCUCUCUGCCUCGUUCAGUUCUCAGUUUGCUCAUCCACAUGUUCGAUGAUGUACUCGUGUCUGUGUUGAUUGCAAAUCACACCUCUGUUCCCUUUUCGCCUGCUACUGGCGUAUUACAGGGUUCAGUGCUCAGCCCUCACUUGUACUCUCUGUACAUCAACUCUCUGCCUGCUGUUCUUCGUUCUGCUGUCAGUCGCGGUACUAUGGUAUCACCACCUGGGAUGCCUAGUGUUUGCGUGAAUAGCCUGCUCUUUGCUGAUGAUGUGGCCAUAUUUGGCUCUCGUACUGAUGUGCAAACCAUGUUGGAUGUCGCUUCAGAUCACUCGUUCUCUCUUGGCUACAGAUGGAAACCAUCAAAAUGUGCUGUACUUUGUGCUCCUACUGCCUCUACUCGUCAUCCAUUGUCUCUAUACGGUGAACCUCUUCCUGUGGUAGAGGAAUUCACGUAUCUUGGUAUGCCGUUUAGAUAUAAAGGUCUGUAUGCCCCUGGGAUUCUCAAUCUGCGUGCUUCUGGUGCUAUCAAGACAAUGGCAUUGUUGAAUUCGGUUGGUGUCAAUCGAAAUGGUUUUUCUCUGUUGCUUUGUGCUCGUUUGUAUAAAAGCUUUAUUCGACCCAAGCUGGAAUACGGCUUAGCAAUAUCGCAUCUCUCUUUCCGUGACUUCAAGGCUCUUGAUGCUCUGCAAAAUCGAUUGGUUGGUAUGUUUGUUGGUAGUACAUGGUACAAUGUUGCCAAACAUUUGACCUGUAUUCCCAGCAUGAAGCAUCGAUAUAACGUUCUGGCAACACGUUAUGCUCUUCGUGCUGAUACUCUUCCUGAUGAUUGCUUGUUGGUUCUGCUUCGUCGUGGCUUACUGUACACUCGUCUAGACAGAUUUAUUUGUCAAAACCCGUUGUAUCUGACACUACCUGAUCCGCCGCCAUUCACCACUGCUGGUCUUACUGAAAUCUUUGAUUCGUAUUGGCAAGAUCAAGUGGAUCGUCAACUUGCUACCGCUGCUGCUACUGGUGCUCAGACUCUCCUUCGUGCUUGUCGUCCAUCUGUCUCUCGUCCAGAUCCCAUUCUCUAUCUGCCUAUUGGUCGAUCUGCUCGUAGUCGUCUUGUGCGGUGGCGUCUUGGACGUUUCACCAAUAUGCGUGAAGAAUGUCCGUGCACUACCGGUGAGUUUAUCUCCCGAGAUCACUUUCUGACAUGUCGUGCUCUGGAUCGUACCUUUUUUGAUGCUUUGCCACCUGCUCCACCUGGUGUACAUCGCAUUGAUCAUGCUCUGAACUGUCUUCCAGACAAAGCUUCAGCUGGUCCACCGUACUUUUGGUCUGCUUUGCUCCUUUUGUUGCAUGCCAUUGAUUGCCUUGUGCAUCCUCUGGCUGUGAUCCCACCAGAUCCAGAUCCUGGAUCGCUCUGGUUUUCUGCUCAUUGA
This is a messenger RNA of Mucor velutinosus, 4224 nucleotides long. RefSeq names its product adenylosuccinase ade13 (gene ADE13). Lineage: Eukaryota; Fungi; Mucoromycota; Mucoromycetes; Mucorales; Mucoraceae. The coding region runs from base 1 to 4224 and encodes 1407 amino acids. Gene Ontology annotation, molecular function: catalytic activity. The record is from RefSeq and is a predicted model, not a curated record. The transcript is spliced from 2 exons.